This is a messenger RNA of Carassius carassius (crucian carp), 1869 nucleotides long. Its product is annotated as gap junction beta-3 protein-like. Gene Ontology annotation, cellular component: connexin complex. The record is from RefSeq and is a predicted model, not a curated record. The coding region runs from base 203 to 1135 and encodes 310 amino acids. Lineage: Eukaryota; Metazoa; Chordata; Actinopteri; Cypriniformes; Cyprinidae. The transcript has 2 exons. Gene Ontology annotation, biological process: cell communication.
ACCCUCACUGAGACUGAGGCGUGUUAACAAACCAGAUCCACAGGGAAGUAAAGCAGAGGUCUCCAGAGUGUUUAACAGCCGCUGAAUUACAAUAGAAAAGAUACAUCCAAAAUUGCUGUAUUCUUUAUGAGAGAUAUUCAGUGUCAAAGGGGAUCAGAGGACACAUUCAGGGAAGAGAAGUGAGUUGGCCUUGCUCUGAACCAUGGACUGGAAGACUUUUCAAGCCCUUCUCAGUGGAGUGAAUAAAUACUCCACUGCAUUUGGCCGGAUCUGGCUCUCAGUGGUUUUUGUGUUCAGGGUGAUGGUUUACGUUGUGGCGGCUGAGAAAGUUUGGGGUGAAGGGCAAAAAGAAUUUGACUGCAACACCAAGCAGCCGGGCUGUGCAAAUGUCUGCUAUGACCACUUCUUUCCUAUUUCCCACAUACGACUAUGGGCCCUGCAGCUCAUCUUUGUCACCUGUCCAUCGCUGAUGGUGGUCAUGCAUGUGAAGUACCGCGAUGAGCGUGAACGCAAGUACCGUCAGAAGCACGGUGAAAAAGCCAAGCUCUUUGACAACACAGGGAAGAAGCAUGGUGGACUGUGGUGGACAUACUUGAUAAGCCUUUUUGUCAAGACUGGCAUCGAGAUCACUUUCCUGUACAUCCUCCAUCACAUUUAUGACAGUUUCUACCUGCCACGACUCGUGAAGUGUGAAGUCCAGCCAUGUCCCAACAUUGUGGACUGUUACAUUGGUCAACCCACAGAGAAAAGAGUCUUCACUUACUUCAUGGUUGGAGCUUCAGCUCUUUGCAUAGUGCUCAGUGUCUGUGAGAUCAUCUACCUGAUUUCCAAACGUGUCAUUCAAUGUGCCAAAAUAAUUAAUAGGCACCACAGAAGCAGUACACCACGUAAUGGACGAUACCGUGAUGCAGGCAGCAACCGCACCAUUUCUUUACAUGAAUUGGACAGCAAACCCGAGUUUAAGAUGGAGUCUAAACCAGGCUUUAAGUCUGACUAUGAACCUGGGUCUAAACCUCAGUUUAAAACUCAACUCAAGCCAACAUUUAAGCCAGCGUACAGAAUGAGCGAAGACAUGAGAGCUUCUGCUCCAAAUAUCUCAGUAACCAUGUGUAAUAUACAAUCUCAUAUACUUUGAAGCACAUUUGUUUUUCUCCCAAGUGUUAACAAAAAGUCAUCUUUAGACAUAAAACAAGCCUCAAAGUCUUUAAUUGUCCAUCAAGACCUAUAAAACUGCCAAUCUUGUAUCAUUUGGCAGAAGGUUCAUGAAAUUAUAAUAUGACAGAUUCAGAAACUUUUGCCUGGAAACAGCUGGGAUUUAGUGGAGUGCCUAGUGUGGCAGAGGAGAUUUACCAGUAUUAUGAUAUCAUUGGUACCUGGGUUCAAACCCCAAGUCUUUUGAUUUCCAGCAUAGUUCUUUCAGGGUUUAACUCCAGCUCAAAUGACUGCAUAACAACCAUGAUCCUAAGAAUUAAUGGGGACCAAAUGCAUUCCUUUCUUCUGAUUCAUUUCUUAUAAAGAACAAAGGUGAAAACCCAUGAAAAAGCUCAAGUUAUCAAAGAUCCAGGAAGACUUUCAUGGAGAACACACCCUGCAUACAAAAUCCACCUCCACCUUCACACGCACACAAAAAGAUAGGAGGAAGAGUGAAGUUCUGUUGUUUGUUAAAAUAUGUAAUGAAAUGCCUCAUGGGUGUCAUUGUUUACGGGGUCUCCUGGUAUUUGUUACAAAGAUCAGAAGUUUUAUAGUUGAAGCUGUUCCUACUAUAACAGUUUGAUAAAGUUUAUAGUGAAUGUUUAUAUGCAAACACACCUGAACUCAAAUUCAUAUGCUGGAAAAAUGAGAGGUUUAUAAAAUAUAAAAUAUAAAAUA